This is a messenger RNA of Eutrema salsugineum, 525 nucleotides long. RefSeq lists its product as uncharacterized. The record is from RefSeq and is a predicted model, not a curated record. The transcript has a single exon. Gene Ontology annotation, molecular function: zinc ion binding; nucleic acid binding. Lineage: Eukaryota; Viridiplantae; Streptophyta; Magnoliopsida; Brassicales; Brassicaceae. Bases 1 to 525 code for a protein of 174 amino acids.
AUGCCCCCUGUCUGUGAGAAUUGUAAGGAGAUAGGUCACAAUGUUAAGCGAUGCCCUAAAAUCUUGAAGGUUUGUGGUAUUUGUAAUUCCUCAGCCCAUGGCUCUGGCCAGUGCUCGCAGGCGAAACCAGAUGAGACUAAAGGCAAGAAAACCCGCCGUGGUCGAUCAAAGAGUAAAGGAAAAGUUUGGGCAGAGGUCCCGCUUGCAUCCAAAGACGCUGCGAGAGAUUCAAAUGUCAAAGUUGUUGCUAAUGCUAAGCCGGUUCUAGGUCUUUCCAAAGAUUUUGAUCCGGGUGAAUCUAGUUCUUCGGCUCUGACCGCCUCAGAUCAGAGCAAGCAGAAAGAGAUUGUUUUAUCGGGUGAGGUGUCUUCAGAUGUUGCAGAGGAUUCUUCGGACAUUCCCACUAGUGAAUCGGAUGUGGAGGAAGGCCAGAUUUUGGAAAUAAACACGGUCUCAAAAGAGUUGCCUAAUAAGCAAAGAUCUGGUGCGGUUGGCACUGGGGGCAAGGGCCCCAAGAAACAUUAG